UGUGUUACAGGACGCUAGCACAAGUUUCAUGCUUUUGUGUGGUAUCAGGGCCUUAACUACACGCCAGAGUAGACGAAAUCUUCCACAGUAUCAGAGCAAAUGCACGAAUGUGUUGAAGGUCUCUGAAGGACUUCCUGAAUUCAAGCAAUCAAUUUGUGUCCAUUUUGUGAUCACUCAAAAAGCCGGCGGAGGCGAGAGCGCUUGAGAUAAAGGCCAGGAAAAUGCGGCGUCUCCUGGCGCCCUUGUUGCUUCACCUCGCGACAGCGGCCGACACGUCGACGGCGGAACGCAUCCGCUCCGGCCAAACGUCGAGCUUCGAGGAGGUCUCGCGCCGCCUCGCGCGCGCGUUCCGCCACGACGACGACCUGCGGGCAUACGUCUCGAUCUUCGGCGCCGAGGCGUUGCGCGCGGCCGCGGCGCGGUGGACGCGCGCGUUCGGAGACCUCGACGCGGUGCUCCUGCCGGUCUGGGGCCGGCCGGCGCCGCUGGCCGCGGAGAUCCCGGAGAUCGUCACGACGUCCACACUGUUUGCCGAGGCCGUGCGAUACAUGGUCCCGUUCAACUACGCCGACCUCCCGCUCGUCGUCGUCCCCGCCGCGGUCUCGCGCUGUCGCGGCGGCGGCGCGUGUCCCUACGCGCUCCGGCCGCGGGCGUUCCAGCUCGUGGGCCGAAACGAAUCGAUCCUCCUGCGACUCGCGGCGGCCUACGAGCUGGAACGCGGCGAGCUCGAGUUCCCGCUCGACCCUAAGUCGUCGGACGCCGGUGCGGCGACUUUGCUAUUUGGCGGCGCCUUGCUGACGCUCACGGCGGUGGUCGCGGGGGCAUUCUUCUUGGUACUGGUCUAGUUCGUAUGUAAACGCUAGUGGUUUAAGACACUAGCAAGCCAAAAAAAGCACAAGCGCGUGCUUUGGAAGACCUGCUGUCCUACACAGGCGUUGGAUUCUAGAAACGAGCAGCAAUUUCAGUAGACCGACGCUGCGCCCCGCGAUAGACGCUUAGACGCUGCCACCAAAAAAAAGCCCUCUCAGGCUAUCGGAGAGCGACCCAGGGGUUACGUUACGCGACGCGCGACGGAAAAAAAUGGACGACUUCCUCACGUCCAGUUCCAUGGACAAACACAACGAGCAGCUGCUGGCGGGCCUCUCCGCGCCCGUCGCGCCGGCGAAGAAGCCCGCGAUGAUGGCGCCGCCCAUGGCGCCGCCGCCGCAGCAGCCGUACGGCAUGCAGCAACCCUACGGCUACGGCGCGCCCGCGGCCUACGGCGCGCCGCCGCCGCAGCCCUACGGCAUGCCGGCCGCGCCGCCGCCGGCCGCGCCGGCGCCCGUCUGGCCGCCCGCGGGGGCGAGCCAGGUGCCCCAGGCCGGGCCGACGUACACGUCCUACCAGAAACCGACGGCGCCGCCGCCCGCCGCGCCGGCGGAUAACAGCGGCUCCAUGGGCUACGCCGCGCCGGCGCAGGCGCCGAGCCAGGCGGGCGGCGACAUGCUCGGCGGCUACGACGACGACUUCUUCUCGGUCGGCGGCUCCGCGUCCCAGGCGUCCCAGCCGUCGCAGCCGGCGCGACGGGGGUCCGCCAUGUCCGUGGCCUCCGAGUACACCGAGGACGGCGGCAACGAGCAGCUGACGCUGCAGCAGCCGGAGUCGUCAACGACGGGGUCGCUGCCGACAUACACCGUGACCUUCGACCGCGAGGCCAAGCUCGGCAUGCUGCUGGAGCGGCGCGCGGCCUUCGCGCCGGGCGCGACGGCCGCGCAGAAGAAGGCGCGGCCCGAGCAGACCGUCGUGACCAUGGUCAUCGAGGGCGGCGCGGCCGCGCAGAAGGGCGUCGCCGUCGGGUCAAGGCUGCUCCUCAUCAACGGCCAGGACGCGACGGCCCUGCCCUACGCGCGGUGCCUCGAGCUCGUCAAGUCGCUGCCGCGGCCACUCCAUUUAGUGUUCGAGAAGUCCAUGGCGGCCUGCGACUCGGCCAAGGGCUGGGUGCUCGUGAAAAAGUCCGCGGGGUCGGGCCCGCCGUCGUCGAUGGCCGGCUGGCAGCGCAUGUUCUUCGUCGUCGGCGGCGCGGUCGCGAAGCGCCACGUGCUCCAGCUGUACUCCUCGAAGGCGCAGUACGAGGACAUCGUCGUGCGCAUGUUCCAGGGCCAGCCGCUGACGGGCAUGAAGUACAAGGCCUACGCCUUGUCGGGCACGUUCAAGUGCUCGGCGAUCCAGUCCAAGGCAGUGCAUAAAUCAAACCGUCGCGCGCGUCUCCGCCAAUGCACGCCAUCGACGCGACGCCAGCUCGAUGGCGUGGCGGUGCGGUCUCUCUCCGUUCGAUUCAUCCUGCGCGACCACGAUCUCGUCGAGACUCACUGGUUGCUUUGUGCACAGGUCCAAGGUAUACAAGGGCGAGCACCAGCCGGUCAAGUACUUCGCGCUGCGGAACCCCUACUCGCGGACGAAGACGAUGAAGUUCGCCUCGCAGAACCCGUCCAUCGUCGCCGCGCUCCACAACCACGUCAUGCGCUUCGCGACGAAGGGCUAG
Molecule: messenger RNA, 2521 nt
Organism: Pelagomonas calceolata
Lineage: Eukaryota; Pelagophyceae; Pelagomonadales; Pelagomonadaceae
Source: the annotation of a GenBank genome assembly